This is a messenger RNA of Penicillium crustosum, 1866 nucleotides long. RefSeq lists its product as uncharacterized. Gene Ontology annotation, cellular component: vacuole. The record is from RefSeq and is a predicted model, not a curated record. Gene Ontology annotation, biological process: carbohydrate metabolic process. Gene Ontology annotation, molecular function: beta-galactosidase activity. The coding region runs from base 1 to 1866 and encodes 621 amino acids. NCBI's taxonomy places the organism in Eukaryota, Fungi, Ascomycota, Eurotiomycetes, Eurotiales, Aspergillaceae. The transcript has a single exon.
AUGGAGGGAUCUAUUUCAAGAUUUCUUCUUUUGGUCUUUAGCCUUCUAUCUGUAGUACAAGCCAUCGAUCCAUUCACCUAUGACAAUGACACUUUCAUUCUCCAUGGUGAGCCCUACCUCCUUCGUGGCGGCCAGAUGGAUCCGCAACACAUCCCCCACGAACUAUGGCCCGAUCGCCUAGAAAAGGCACGCGGCAUGGGUCUGAACACGAUUUUCUCUUAUGUAUUCUGGGAUCAGCUCGAGCCCACCCAAGGCUCGUGGGAUAACACCGGCAACAACGACAUCGCAAAGUACUUCCGUCUUGCACAGGAAAAGGGAUUGAAUAUAAUUCUGCGGCCAGGCCCGUACGUUUGCGCCGAACAUGAAUGGGGCGGUUUCCCAGCGUGGCUCAGCGAGAUUCCGGGGAUGGUUGUCCGCGACAACAACAAGCCUUUCCUGGAAGCCUCGAAAGCUUUCAUCAACCGCCUUGCAGAGGAGGUGGGUGAUCUUCAGGUCACUAACGGAGGACCCAUCUUGAUGGUCCAGAUUGAGAACGAGUAUGGAUCCUAUGGAAGUGAUCAUGAGUACUUGGGUGCUUUGAAGGAUAUAUUCACUGCUGCUUUCGACGUACCCUUUUACACGAAUGACGGUGGUUCCCAGGCAAUGCUCGAAGGCGGGCAGAUCUCAGGUGUCUUGGCUGAGACGGACGGUGACGUUUACGAUGGAUUCGCUGCUCGCGACAAAUAUGUUACCGAUCCAACUAGUCUUGGUCCCCAACUCGAUGGCGAAUACUAUAUCACAUGGCUCGAUCAGUGGGCAAGCAAUUAUACCCACAAGAGCAACGUCGGAGACAAGGAAGCGACGGAUAAAAUCACGAAAGAUAUAAAGUGGCUAUUGAAUAAUAACGGUUCAUUCAAUCUGUUCAUGUUCCACGGUGGUACGAACUGGGGAUUCCAAAAUGGAGCUGACUGGGCCGAUGCCCUGCAGCCCAUCACCACAAGUUACGAUUACGGUGCACCCCUCGACGAAACAGGCCGGACGAAUGAGAUCUACCAUGCGAUCCGAGAGACUAUUGGCGCGAUCAUCGGAGAAGACAAGCUCCCUGCUCUUCCAGCAGAACAGCCAUUGAUUGAAAUACCGUCUGUUAAACUUACCCCGUCUGUGGACAUUUUUGAUUCCCUCCCCAAACCCAUCGAGAAGGAAUUCCCAGUCAAUAUGGAAGCGGUUGGCCAGGCGACUGGACUAAUUCUCUACCGACACGUUACGACAACCCCCGUCAGUGGCACAAUCAAGACUGGCGAUAGACCCCGUGAUCGGGUCCUCGUGUACGUGAACAAGAGUCGAGUCGGUGUGAUCGAUGGCACGUAUGCUUCACCGAGCACCGUCAACGUGGAUCUGAAAGAAGGCGAUGUGCUCGACAUCCUAGUCGAGAACCUGGGACGCGUUAACUAUGGACCUGAGAUCGUGGACCAGCGUAAGGGAAUUGUGGGCAACGUCACCGUUGGCGAAAGUGUGCUUUCCAAGUGGGCGAUAUAUCCCUUGCCCUUGUCCUCGCCGCCCGACUCCACCGACAGCAAAACGCCCCUGAAGCCCUCCGCUACUUCAGGCCCUAUCUUCUUCACUGGCUCAUUCGAUUUAGAUAAGGUUGGUGAUACGUUCCUCGAGCUACCUGGUUGGACAAAGGGCGUGGUUUGGGUCAAUGGAGUCAAUUUGGGACGUUAUUGGGUUGUGGGACCGCAGCAGUCGCUUUACCUUCCUUGGUGCUAUCUUCGCGAAAGUGACAACAAGAUCACUGUUCUUGCACUUGAACCUACGGGGACUGAUAGCUCUGUCCGUGGAGUCACCUCGCGUAGCUGGGGUAAUAACCCUGAUCCUGAUGCUCCGUGA